Molecule: messenger RNA, 3505 nt
Organism: Felis catus (domestic cat)
Lineage: Eukaryota; Metazoa; Chordata; Mammalia; Carnivora; Felidae
Product: caspase-14-like
Exons: 9
Coding region: 497-1789 (430 amino acids)
Biological process (GO): proteolysis
Cellular component (GO): cytoplasm
Source: RefSeq, a predicted model, not a curated record
CGCGGGGCUGGAACUCACGGACCCCGAGAUCAUGACCUGCGCGGAAGUCGGACGCUCAACCGACGGAGCCACCCAGGCGCCCCUCACCUGAAGAGCUUUCAGAACGGCUGAUGCCUGGGUCUGCCACCCAGAAAUUCGAAUGUAAUCAGCCGGGACUGUGGCCUGAGCUCGAGGAGUUAGUCAGCCAGGUGACCCUAACGCGCAGCCACGGCGGAGAACCACGGAGGAGCCCCCGCCACCAAGCUCUCCCUACCCGGGCUCCGAGGGUUAAGCGGGAACUGGCGGGUGGGGGCGGGGCUUCGAGGCAGGGGCGGGGCCGCAGAGGAAGCCUGGCGGGAUCUCCAGGUCGCCGCCGCCAGCCCGCCCGGCCGUAGCUAAGACGAGCGGAAACGCCUCCGUUUUACAAAACAAAGGGAGAAACGGGAGGCGUGCGCGGCCCGCGGGGCUGAGACCUCGGCGGUUGGCCCCUCCGGCCCGGGCGCUGCAGCAUCUUUGGAUGGCCAUGGCGACGAGCCUUGGGAGCGGCUGGCGCUGGGGGUCCGACGGCCGCCAGGCGCCUCCGAAGAUCACGCCGACCGUGGAGGAGCUGCAGAGCCGCGUGCAAGAGACGCUGGACCUGCUGUCCCCGCGGGAGCUGAGCCACUUCCGCGUCCUCCUCAAGACCGUGGACGAGGGGCCGCGCGUGAGCCCCCUGCGGCUGGAGCUGGAGGGCGGCAGCAAGGCGGGGCUGGCCCGUCUCCUGGCCCAGCACUACUACCUGCCCGCCGUGUCGCGCGUUCUCAUCAAGGUGCUGCAGCAGCUGCGCCGCGCCGACCUGCUGCCGCGCUGGCAGAGCGCGGAAGACGACGACCGCCGGGAGAUUCCAAGAAAGAUUCUAAAGAGAAGCUAUGACUGUGUGGAUGGCGAACUGGACUGUUAUGACCUGAGUGGCAAGCGGAAGGCUUUCCUCAUGUGUGUGGAGAAGAACAGACCCGGGGCUCACCGGGACGUCAUGCUAAUGACCGAAUGGCUUGGCCAAUGCCAGUUUGAGCAUACUUCGUGCAUCGAUCCAAACAAAAUGGAGUUACUUGGGAAAAUAUCAUCAUUUCGGGAUGGACUCAAUGAAAUUAAGGAUGAUGUUGGCUGUUGCCUUGUUACUCUUAUGUCCCACGGGGAGAAAGGCUUUAUUAAGAUGAAAGAUGGUGAGAGAGUCAGCCUGGAGGACAUUUUUGAAAUGUUUAAUAAUAAAAAUUGUCCGGCACUUCAAGAGAAACCAAAGAUCUUUAUAAUCCAGGCCUGCAGAGGAGAGAAAAGAGAUAAUGGUGUUGAGACAGACGAUGAACCCAUGGAGUCUGAUGACGUAUCUGAGAAGAGGAGGCUGCCCACGUUCAGUGAUUACUUCAUCAUCUAUCCUACCCAGGCAGAUGAAGCCGCUGUGAACACACGUGUGUACAUCUUUGGGCAUAUGUUUUUGUUCUCCUUGGGUACAUACGAAGAAGUGGAAUGGUUGGUUCACAUAGCAGAUCACGUUGCUUUACGGCACCCUCGCACGGGCUCGGUGAUGAUCGAAGCGAUGGCGGAGGUCUUUAAACAGCAUGGAAAUAAGUGGCACAUCGCUGACUUUUUCACCAAAAUACGAAUCCAGUUAAGCUUUCCAACACCCCUCAGGGACCUCCUGGGAUUCACAUCCCCUGUGACAGAUGGGGGCGAGUCGGUGGCUGAGCUGGCACCCCAGCCUGGGCAGAGUGCUUCUAGAGUCCAUGCCCUAAUCACAAUUACAUAUGAAUUACUCCACACCCGCCCAAGGUGAAUAACAGAGUGGUGCACACUGAGUUUCAUCUACACGAGGAACCCAUAAAAGUGUCACUUGUCAUGGAGUCGACUUUAACUAAAUCUGUGUACUUUUGACGUCGGGAGGAUGAAAAACUAAGGGCUGCUUUAUAACCGACGGUGUAAAGAACAGAGAGCGUCUGUAGUGCGGUUCGAAUGGUUAUCAUUUGGGGUUAUUUCUGUCACCAGUUGUACUUCUCCAGUUUGUUUUGCAUUUAUGUGUAUUUUUCCAAGAUUGGGCCACGUAUAGUUGGCGCUUGUAAAUAAUUUGACUUCUUUGAAAAGAUCACUGUUUUUGAAAAUGGGCUUUCCUGAGCUGUUACCGAAACAGGGAAGCCCAGCUCGAUUUGUGGACCAUUUUUAUAAUGUGCUUCCCUUACUGAUGACACUCCACCCUCUCCUACUUUGGUGCUGGCGUUCAUCCUCGUUUUUUUGGCUUAGUCUUCAAGAGCUGUCUCUGUGUAGUCCUGUCCUGGCUCGCCCGAUUUCCCCCAUGUUGUUGUCUGCAGCCAGACUCGUCUCCUUUUUGACUCCAUAAGCCAUUCUCGAGUCUGACCCGGGUGUCUUCGUUUGUACUUUGUUGUCCUUGAUGCCUCGCGUUUCCACCCGCCACCCAUUCCCCAGCUUCUCCCUUGCUGCGCGGUACCUCUGAAUGCUGUUUUCUCUGCGUGGGAUGCUCUGUUCCUCUCCAGUCCUUUCCGCCCCUCCGGGUUUGGGUCAAGCAUCCUUUGCACGGGAAAGUUUUUCGCCGAGGCCUCGUGCUAGGUCAGCUCUUCCCGAGUGCUCACAGACCGAGAGCUUUUCUUCUGCAGCAUUUAGCACCACUGUACUUAAAGGACUGUGCAGUGGCCACGAAUCUCUCUCCAGUUCAGUCAUAAGCUCCAAGAGGCAGAGGCUGUGUGUCUCAUUCAUUGCUGUAUCCCAGCUUCCAUUGGUGCCUUAAGACAUAGAGAAGCAAUGUGAUGAAUGUUUGGUGAAUGACUAGUCUCUUUUAAUUGUUUUGUCCAUUCGUCAGACCUCGCCUCAUUACCUCUGUGCAUCUGGCCACCUUCCGGCCAUCCCCACCUGGCUGGUUGUCGUGUGGCGUCUUUAACUCCCUAAGUUGGAAGUCAACCUACAUUUCCCUUAAACCUCUUUACAAAACCCAUCCCAUUGUGAAUAAUCCUCUGACUCCCCACUGCCUGCGGAAUAUACUCAGAUUGCCCUAGGAGAAUAUUCCAAGUCCCUCUCUGUCAGGCCUGUACUGCCCGUUUGUCCUGGGUCUUGACCACACGGGAUGAUGUGUCCUCCCCUCAGGCAUCCCCUCUCACAGAAUCAGGCUUGUGGGUUAAUGAAUGUUGAAUGAAUGCUCUUGGCUAUGUUCAUUGAACAAUGAACUAUGGUUCAUUCUCUCCCUUCCGCCUGAAGCGUCCUUUGUUCUGUGUGCUUUCUCUACACCACACAUUCUUUAGGGUGCGGCUUGGGUCCCAUCCCACCAGAAGGAAAACUGUAUGUAGACUAGCGUUUACUUAGAGUUCACAAACUCCGGGCUGAAGAUGAGCUUUCAUUGUGAUUGUGUUCUCACUUCUCGUUAACUUUGGACUAUACUAAACCCUGGUUUCCACAUCAUAAAAGGAGAUUUGGCUCGGCUGAGAACUCAUCCAGUCACUGGACUUCCCUGAACUUUGGCCUCUUAAUAAACUGUUCAUGAAUAUGC